AUGCUCUCUGCGGUACCGCCUGAGAUACUAGAAGGCAUUGUGUUCGAGCUCGAUCACGACGACCUGAUAGCCCUUCGAGGCACGUGUAAAUACUUCCGAGAUGUCGCUACACCUUUCGUCUUUGAGACUAUCGAGAUAUGUCUCCACAUAGACAGUCGAUACUACACUUCUGUUUCAUUGCUCAGAGCUCUCGCGUCAGGGAAAACCGAAGUGGGGCAAUACAUCCAGACUCUGCGGUUCGUAUCACCAUUCGACCCUCCCCAUCUCAAAUACCGAAGAUUCUGGCAUCGCAUGGCGCGUAAGCGUGCACGAAAAACUCAAGCCAUCGAGAAACUUCUCGUUGGGGCUAUUCCAAAAUUAAUUGAGCUGAGAUCUCUAUGUUGGAUCGGAUGGUCCCAAGGAUCGUUCAGAAGAAACUCUAUCGAAUUAAUUAUGAAGAAAUUCAUGGCCUGUCGUCAUUUGACAGACGUGAGCAUUCAGCUGCAUCCUAAUUGCUCCUAUACCACCGCCUUUUCCGCCUUUCGAAAUCUCACCACGUUUACAUUUGCCGGAUUUCGCGUAAUGGAUUUCUGUCCACAUAUAGUGGGGAAUUGCCCUAACAUGACGUCUUUAUCGGUGACGAGUUACGAUGAUAUAUCUGAUUCACAUCCUUCCAUCGAGAAACUUCUUUCCCAUGUGCCUUCUGACGUCGAGCUUCCAUUGAAAUCGCUUUUCCUUCGCGGACUCGUCAUUUCGACUUCCUCUCUCCCAGAUGACUUUCGACAUCUACGUUCGUUAACUGCUCUCACCCUGGAUAUGGAAGUCCCAGACCAAUUCUGGGAACUCGCUCGUGCGGAAGGCAUCAAACUUGUAUCGGUGUCUGUUGCGUGGGGAAACAAAUCUCUUCUCGGCUACCUCAGAUCUUAUUCGGGGAUCGAGUUACUGGCAGUGACCAUUGACGUUGAAGAAGCGGACCAUAAGGAGGAAAGGCGUUGUGCCGACGACUUUUAUCAUGCAAUCCUACCGCUGCAUGUGCAGACCCUCACAGAGCUAUACAUUCAGCCCUCUUACGCGGGUGCAUGGUGUCUGGAGGAAAAGCAUCUGGCUGCUUUGUUGCAGUGCACGAAACUGACUACUUUGCGAUUGGCCCUUGAUUCAGCACAUGCUAAUGUUGAGGGUUCUGAAAAUAUUAUCGUAUGUGACGAUUCGUAUUCAUACUGGAGUCUAAAGCGCUAACUGGAUUUCCUCACAAAGGCGCGUACUCUCGACGUGUUGUCUUCUUGGCCGCGUCUUCAGUCCUUGCACUUCUCGUCUGCGCGAGGCGAUGAAGAGAAUACGCAACCACGGGUCGCUCAGUUUUAUGACCGUACUUGCGAGCGGAUUCAAGAGGUGGU
Molecule: messenger RNA, 1373 nt
Organism: Desarmillaria tabescens
Lineage: Eukaryota; Fungi; Basidiomycota; Agaricomycetes; Agaricales; Physalacriaceae
Exons: 3
Coding region: 1-1215 (404 amino acids)
Molecular function (GO): protein binding
Source: RefSeq, a predicted model, not a curated record